UGCCCGCGCCCCCGCCCCUCGGACCGGGCUCCCGGAGCGGGGCGCCCCGCGCGCGGGCACUCGGCGGCCAGAGCGCCGAGGCGGUACCUUCAGCCGUGCAAUGAGAGGAGCCCGGCAGGACCAACCCGAGGCGGCGGAGAGGGUGGCUGCGACUGGGGCUGCUGCCGCCGCCGCCGCCGCCACCGCGGCUGUCGAAACUCCCCAAAGUUGAGAGCCUGCGAGAGGCUGCCGCCCGCCGGGAGCAAGAGAGAAAGGAACUUGGAACGUGCAAGUGACAGGCGCGGACAGACAGACGCGCAGACCUUCAGAAGACACCACUGCCGGCGGCCUGUCCCCGGAGCCCGAGAGGCUUCCCAGCUCGUUCACUGGUGGGAGUCUGGGCUGGUGGAAAGGCGCCGGGAAGAGGCUCCGAGGCGACCAUAAUGUCUUUACGUUUACACACACUGCCCACCCUGUCUGGAGUUGUCAGACCGGGCUGCAGGGAGCUGCUGUGUUUGUUGAUGAUCACGGUGACUGUGAGCCCGGGUGCCUCUGGGGUGUGUCCCACCGCUUGCAUCUGUGCCACCGACAUUGUCAGCUGCACCAACAAAAAUCUGUCCAAGGUGCCUGGAAACCUUUUCAGACUGAUUAAGAGACUGGAUCUGAGUUAUAACAGAAUUGGGCUUCUGGAUUCUGAGUGGAUUCCGGUAUCGUUAGUAAAGCUGAACACCCUAAUUAUUCGUCAUAACAACAUCACCAGCAUUUCCACGGGCAGUUUUUCCACAACUCCAAAUUUGAAGUGUCUUGACUUAUCAUCCAAUAAGCUGAAGACAGUGAAAAAUGCAGUGUUUGAAGAGUUGAAGUUUCUGGAAGUGCUCCUGCUUUACAACAAUCACAUUUCCUAUCUGGAUCCGUCAGCGUUUGGAGGGCUUUCCCAAUUGCAAAAACUAUACCUAAGUGGAAACUUUCUCACGCAGUUUCCUAUGGAUUUGUAUGUUGGACGGUUCAAGCUGGCUGAACUGAUGUUUUUAGAUGUUUCUUAUAACCGGAUCCCUUCCAUGCCAAUGCACCAUAUAAACUUAGUGCCAGGAAAACAGCUGAGAGGCAUCUACCUUCAUGGAAACCCAUUUGUCUGUGACUGUUCCCUGUACUCAUUGCUGAUCUUUUGGUAUCGAAGGCAGUUUAGCUCAGUGAUGGAUUUUAAGAACGAUUACACCUGUCGCCUGUGGUCUGACUCCAAGCACUUCCAUCAAGUGCUUCUGCUCCAGGAGAGCCUUAUGAAUUGCUCUGACAGCAUCAUUAAUGGUUCCUUCCGUGCACUUGGCUUUAUUCAUGAGGCUCAGGUCGGGGAAAGGCUGAUGGUCCACUGUGACAGCAAGACUGGUAAUGCAAAUACUGAUUUCAUCUGGGUGGGUCCAGAUAACAGAUUGCUGGAGCCGGAUAAAGAGAUAGAAAACUUUCACGUGUUUCACAAUGGAAGUCUGGUUAUAGAAAGCCCUCGUUUUGAGGAUGCUGGAGUGUAUUCUUGUAUUGCAAUGAAUAGGCAACGCCUGUUAAAUGAAACUGUGGAUGUCACAAUAAACGUCAGCAAUUUCACCAUCAACAAAUCCCAUGCUCAUGAGGCAUUUAACACAGCUUUUACUACUCUUGCCGCCUGCGUGGCCAGUAUUGUUUUGGUACUUCUGUACCUUUAUCUGACCCCAUGUCCCUGCAAGUGUAAAACCAAGAGACAGAAAAAUAUGCUAAACCAAAGCAAUGCCCAUUCAUCCAUUCUCAUUCCCGGCCCGGCUAGCGAUGGCUCUGCUGAUGAACGGAAGGCAGGUGCAAGUAAAAGAGUGGUCUUUUUGGAGCCCCUGAAGGAUACCGCAGCAGGGCAGAAUGGGAAGGUCAGGCUCUUUCCCAGUGAGACGGUUAUAGCUGAGGGCAUCUUAAAGUCCACAAGGGUGAAAUCCGACUCGGAUUCAGUCAAUUCAGUGUUUUCAGACACACCCUUUGUGGCGUCCAGUUAAUUCUGUGCCUGUAUUUGUAUGAUGUAAUUUAAUCUCUCCAUAUUUAACUUUGUGUGUGGUCUACGAAAUAAACAGCAGGACAGAAAUCAUGUUGUUUUUUCUGUUUUUUGUUUUUUAAAUACAACCACAUGGUCGCUUAAAAUGGUUGACAGGAAAUGAAGUAAAGUACUCUGGUUCUUCAAUGUGCCAAAGAAAGAUGGGGUUGUUUCCAAAGUUUAAAUUCUAGAUAACAAUAUCAUGAUCUUUAGCACCAUUAAUAAUUUCAGAGCUGGUCUGGAGGUGAUAUGACUCACAUUGUUCCUCUUUUCAGGAUUCUUAAAAGAAAAAAUAGACUUUAUGUGUUAGUGUUCUUUAAAAAUAGACUUUGCUAACUUAUUAGGACCAAAGUUGAGUUAUUUUACAGACAAGCAUUAGUACUAUUGUAUUUUUAAAAGUUGUAGAAGGAAGAAUCAACCAAUUGUUUAUAAAGCAGGAAGUAAACUUCAAUUUGGUAAUGUCUUAGUCAAAAGCAUUAUUUCAGACCAGAGUGAACAGACUACACUGGUAAAAUUUACUGGAUAAUGCCAUAUCCUCUCUGGUGUUAGAUAAAUAGUGCAAGAAAGGUAGAUGUGUUUGUCUUCUUUCCGUUCUGUAUCUUUGUACAAAAGAUCUCAUUGAAAGAUUAAAGUCAUUGUUAUUUGUUGCCAUAAAUAUAUAGAUGUCAACACCAAAAUGUCUGAGUAACUUCCUAAACUUUUGUUUUGGCAGAUUGAUAUUUGUUCAUAUGCUUGUGUAUAUGUAAAUCUUAAAUUAUAUGAACUAUUAAAUAGACCUUACUGUACUGUGCUUUGGACAUGUGAACUAAUGUAAAUAUACGUAUUCCGUGACUUGAUGUUUUGUUUUAUUUGUCUUUUAAAAACAUUCAUCUAAGAUGUUUUAUGUGAUCA
Molecule: messenger RNA, 2914 nt
Organism: Galeopterus variegatus (Sunda flying lemur)
Lineage: Eukaryota; Metazoa; Chordata; Mammalia; Dermoptera; Cynocephalidae
Gene: AMIGO2
Product: adhesion molecule with Ig-like domain 2
Exons: 2
Coding region: 423-1988 (521 amino acids)
Biological process (GO): brain development
Molecular function (GO): protein binding
Source: RefSeq, a predicted model, not a curated record